This is a messenger RNA of Mizuhopecten yessoensis (Yesso scallop), 6473 nucleotides long. Its product is annotated as prolow-density lipoprotein receptor-related protein 1-like. Bases 90 to 5003 code for a protein of 1637 amino acids. NCBI's taxonomy places the organism in Eukaryota, Metazoa, Mollusca, Bivalvia, Pectinida, Pectinidae. The transcript is spliced from 29 exons. Gene Ontology annotation, molecular function: protein binding; calcium ion binding. The record is from RefSeq and is a predicted model, not a curated record.
CUGACUUCCGGUGUAGACGUUGCAUUUCAGGCUGUCGGUGAAGCGAGAAGGAUCGAGGCGAGAAGGUGUUUGAGUGGAGAAAAUUGACCAUGGACUCAGAUCGGUUGUUCCAUUGCUGUGUUUUAUGUCUGGUCUUUAGCUCCGUUGGAGUUGUUGCCGCAUCACCACCGAGUCAAGAAAGCGUUGUAGAAUGUGAACCUGACAAAGCUAGAUGUCAUGAUGGCAGUCUCUGUAUCUCAAAGGACAAGUUCUGUGACAGGAAGAGUGACUGCCUAGACCAUUCAGAUGAGAGAUUCUGUGUGCUGGGGAACUGUACAGACCAGAGAAAAUACUUCCCUUGUGCUCAAACUAGUGAAUGUGUGCCCCGAGACUUUGUCUGUGAUGGGCAUAACGACUGUGCUGAUGGAUCUGAUGAACUUGUUUGUGAUCCAAAAGAGAACUGUACACUUGAGCAUGACCGAUUCCUGUGCGCUGACCGUAAGAGCUGUCUGGUAUGUAAUAAGGUGUGUGAUGGACAUGCAGACUGUGAUGAUGAGUCCGACGAGUCCACGAAUUGUGAUAGUUCGAGAAAUGCCUGUCAAGCUGGGAAGUGUGGAGAGUUUGGAGUGUGUAAGGUACUGCCGUACGGACCUGUGUGUAUCUGUCAACUGGGGUUCACACUGAUGACGGACAAUGUUACCUGUAAAGACAUUGAUGAGUGUAACAUACAUCGGGGCAGGUUGCCAUGUGAUCAGGAGUGUACCAAUACCAAUGGGAGCUUUAACUGCUCCUGUCUCCAUGGUUACAGACUAGAGAACACCACUCACUGUCGAGUUCAAGAUCCUGACCCUGUGUUAUACGUGGCAGCCAACACGGGAGUUCUGGCAUAUCACAUUCGGUCUGGACUCUGGACGACUGUCUUUGAGGAUCAGCCAGACAUUGUGGACCUGGAUUUUGGUCCAAAUGAUAAUCUGUUCUGGACAGCAGUCAACCGGACCUCCAGCUGGGUACAGUUUAGACAUGUGGGAUGGCCAAGAAACUGGACAACACACACCCUGGUGGACAUUGGUCUGUCCAGGUCGAAGGGGGUGGCUGUCGACUGGAUGACCAAUGCCGUGUACGUGGUCAGUGAGGACAGGGGUCAAAUAUUAGCCUGUGUGAGGACAAAACCAGUCAGCUGUGUCGUGGUCAAGGAAAACCUGGACAAAUUGCAGGACAUCAUAAUUUGCCAUCAUUCAAGGAAGAUGUUCUGGUCCAACUGGGGAAGGACACCAAAAAUUACAUCAUCUGACCUGGAUGGCAGAAACACUGCUGUGAUCGUGAGUGGCCAGCUCCGACAGCCGACAGGUUUGGUGAUGGACAGGCCAAGGAAAACCGUUCUAUGGGCAGACUCCCUAUUACACAGAAUAGAGAGUUCCCACCUGGAUGGAUCGCACAGGCAGAUUGUGGUAUCGCGGGGGCUGCACCGACCAUCCUCUCUGGCCUUGUUGGAGGGCACCUUGUACUGGGCCAAUGUCCGGGAGGGAUCAAUGAGCAGCUGUAACUUGUACAAUGGUUGUCGGAGAAUCUCACUCUUCAAAAAUGGUCUCCAUCAUCCAAACUCCCUUGUAAUAGGCUCACCAAGCCUGCACGGAAUACCUGAAGAUCCACCUAUAAACCAAUGCCAGACUGCUCUCUGCUCACAUGUAUGUUUGUCCAGUCGUCCCGGAUACAGUUGUAUGUGUCCACCGGAUCAAAUCUUGACCAAAGAUGGCCACACAUGUUCUCGUACACCUGGAACUGACCAGUUAUAUAUUGGAACUCGGGGAAAGAUACUUGUCCUACCCCAGGGGCUGCCUGGCUACACCCAGGACCUUCUCCUCCCCACCAUCCUCUCCCAUAGUGACACUCCAAGCUCUUUGGAAGUGGGACAUGAUACUAACUCGGUUGUGUACUGUGACUCCACAAAGGACACCAUUACCAUGGCAACCACUGAUAUCCUUACGGGCAUGGUCACAGAGAACACCUUGUAUGAAGGAGACAAUAUUCAGCAUGUUCUGGACCUUACUGUGGACUGGGUGCCGGGAAACAUUUACUGGGCUGAUGCCAGUCCAAGGGCGGCCAUUAUGGUAGGCUGUAUCUCUGGAGAGCACAUCUUGACCUUGGUGAAGGACAACUUAGAGCAGCCCAACUCUCUGGAUAUUGACCACGUCAAUGGGUAUUUGUACUUUUCUGACAUUGGGAGGUCUCCAUUUAUUGGGCGUUGUCGACUUGAUGGAACAGAUUUCAGCAGAUUGAACACCGACGUAGGACACCCAGAGCACCUUGUGGUCAGUCCGGAGGACAAUCGUCUUUACUUCAUGGAUGUCCAUUACCACCAGAUCUUGUCUGUUUCUCUCCCUGAUGGUGCUGACCACAGGACACACUGGCAAGGCAUUACUGGUCAAGUGUUAGGGCUAGCAGUGAUUGACCGCUGGAUAUACUGGACUGACCAGCAGUCGGAGGGUGGUGCACUGUGCAGGGUACACAAGCAUGACCACAAUAAAGAGAUGUGCUUUCUCCGUAACAAUUACUUACUGCAGGGUUUGGCUGUUCCCUCCUCCAUCAACUCACCACAAGUUGAUGGAUGUGGACGGAACAACGGUGGAUGCAGCCACUUUUGCUUUAGUCAGGGAAGUGAAGUAACCUGUAAGUGUUCCGACGGAUUCAUUCUCGAGGAAGAUGGACAUGCAUGUCAAGCUGUUCUUGACUCUAAAUGUGUGUUCCGCUGUCAUGAUGGUCAUUGUAUAACUGACCGCUCCUACCUGUGUGACGGGCAGCCUGACUGUACUGAUGGGGAGGAAGAAGAUCCAAGUCUAUGUGAUCAAACAACAUCUCCAACUCCAAAGUCUCUCACAGGUGCUGCCUGUCAACAACCAAACCAGUGUCACCACAUCUGUAGAGAAACGCCCAAGGGACCCAGAUGUGACUGUCGUCGAGGAUACCAGCUGUCAGAUGACCAAAAAGGAUGCAGGGAUGUGGAUGAGUGUGAAAAUAACAACGGUGGCUGUAGUCAGCUGUGUGACAACAAAGAUGGCAGCCAUUCCUGUAGCUGUGUCCAUGGUUACACCAAGAAUGGAUCCCUGUGCCAUGCCCAAGAGCCACACCCCUAUUUAGUGAUUGGUGGAACUGGUGGCAUUGACAAGGUUAACGACCAAGGUCAGAUAGAGGAGCUCAUGAUUGGUGAAGCCAGUGGGUUUGUCACAGCCUUGGAUGUUGUCAUGGAGACUGGAGACAUUAUAUUUGUAACAUCUGUACAGGAAGCACUUUUCCUUUACAAGAGGACUGAAAAAAAUGUGACACGCUUGACCACACUUGGCAGUAAAGUGACCGAUCUGUCAUAUGACUGGAUUGGCCGUAAUGUAUACUACACGGAUGGUCAACAUGGCACUCUAGGUGUGUGCAGUCUCCAGUCCCUGCCCAUCCUCUGUCGCACCCUACGAUAUGAACCGGUCAAUUCCAUCGCCCUCCAUCCGGUAAUCGGCUGGAUGCUGUGGACCAGCACUAGAGAUGGGACCAUUAUGAGGAUGGGGAUGGACGGUAGGAAUCUGACUGUUUUGGUGGAGGCCACAGUAGGUCAGUCUGUCCUUGCACUGACCAUCGAUUAUGCCAAUGACCGCAUUUACUGGAUCAGUUCCCCGGCCAAUCAGGUGUGGUCCAGUGAUAUGGAUGGCAAAAGGAGGCAAAAUGUACUGAAUGGGGUAAAUGUUCGUCAUUUCUCCAGUGUAUCGGUGUUUGAGAAUACUCUGUAUCUGAUGGACAAGAGGUCAAAGGUUGUGUACCUGUAUAGCAAACCCGGUGGUCAACAGACUGGUGUCAUCCAGCUACUAUCCACUCCCAGUUGUCUGAGAAUAGUCCACCCCUUCCAACAGGCACAUCAAAUGACUGACGUAUGUAGAGCCAGGCGCUGUUCUCACUUGUGUUUGGUUACUCCCAGGGGAGCUAACUGUUACUGUCCCGAUGGCUUCCAGUUCCUACCAGGCUCUGUCAAAGCAUGUAAAGAUGGAAAAACCAGUGUAAUGACUGUCACAGAACCAAUGAUGUCUACUCCUAAACCAGCAACUGAAACCCUGCAGAUUGAGUCGCCAUACAGAAUCAAGACCACUCCUAAACCAACUCCUGAAAACCCCACGCUGGAGCCACCAUACCAAGUGAAAACAAUUUCCAGAUCUGAAAACUCCUUGACGGAUUCACCAUACAAAGUGAAGACAACUCCUCGAUCAUCAACUGAAAACCCCCAGAGGGAGCCACCAUACAAAGUGAUGUCAUCUCCCAGACUAACAACUGAUAAUCCUACGUCAUCCACUCCUAGGUCGGUGAAUCUCAAUCUUCCCAAAGUGGCUCCACCUGCCAAAGUGCACCUUGGGAUACAACAUGUGGAAUACCAUCACAGCAACGAGGAAAACCUUUGUGAAAAGAAAUGUGAAAAUGGUGGAAAGUGUGUGAUAGCUGAAGAUAACCAAGUGCAAUAUUGUAGUUGUGUAGGAGGAUAUAGCGGUGCCACCUGUGGUGAUGUGGAUGCUGCAGUCCAGGGGGAGACAACUGCAGAUGAUACUCGGUCAAUAAUCAUUGGUGUGACUUCAGCAGUUGCAGUUGCCAUCAUUGCUGUCGUCAUCAUUUCAGUUGUAUGUUGGAUCAAACACCGGUCUGGCAGAUCAUUCCCCGACUACAUGCCUUGUGUUGCUCGUACCAGCAAAAUCUUCACUGCCAAGGAAGAUGCAGAGGGCCUAGUUUCCGAUUCUUCUUCUGCAUUUGGUGAUCUCCGAUUUGAUAGCGAUGUUACAUUCCGUGAAUUUGAUACUGUUAGUUACCAGACUACUUCCUCUUCCACUGAUCCCGCCCGCUGUGGACCUAACAACUCAAGUACUGCGCACAAAGACCAGGUGUUCAACCCCCAGGACAUCUAUUACUGCCCAUCUAACCAGUCAUUUGGGUCAGCCUUCUGUCGCCAGGAGGAAAGUCAGGACAGGUCAAGUUCUGGCGCUUCCUCUGCCAGCAGUAUGUGACGAUCUCUAACCUCUAACCUCUUGACAUAUGACCUCAUUUGGAUCUGACCUCAGUUGUAGGGAGGCAGAACAGGAGAGGUCCAAUUUGGUGAUAUCUUUACCUCUGACCCCUGACCUCAGUUAUGAAUGCUGAUUAUAAUUGACAUUGACCUUGAACAAACAUGUCUGCUUACCUAUCACACAGUGAUAGAUGAAACAUUGGUCCUGAUGGUCAAAAUCUGAUUGGCUAAACACAUUGUUAAUGCAAUUGUUUUUGUGGGUUUUUUCUACAAUCACCCAAGCUGAAAUCUCUACAUGUUAUUUGACUAGUGACUUUCACAUUAUUUUGUAAAUAUGCCAGAUUAAUAUUUUACAUUAACUUAUUGUUGAGCUAAUCAGGCACUGAUCAGCAACAGGUCCAAUCUCAUGUAGGUGACUAUCCCAGGAGUGACAAAGUGUUAUAUAAUCAGGUCAAGGUCAAACCGUUACUUCCUGAGCUUCCUCAUUGGCAACAAUGGAAUCCUGCCUGUCUGUUAUUAUAACCAGAAGAGACUCGUGUAAUGAUCAUAUUUGUUUAUGAAUUUGUUUCUGUGAUGUCAUUUCUUGUUAAAUUGUGAAUGUGUCCCUACAUCAAACAAUCAUGUUUCUGUUAAAUUUAUACAGCUAUGAUAAAAAGCCUACUUGAAGAAAUAUAUAGACAUUACCUUGCAUUUAACAGAUUUGUGUAUUAAAAGUUAUCUCCCUUGAAUAAUCUUUAACAAGCAAUGAUAGCAAAGUAUAGAUCCAUUAACAUGUAUAUUACAGACAACUCUAUAAUGUUGUUUAAAUUAUUUUUAGCUUCUCCGGCCUAAAGCUGUGGUGAGCUUAUGGUUUUAUUGGUGAGCUUAUGAUUUUGUGUCCACUGUUGCCAUUUGGCACUAACGAUCAACUUUUCCAAAUUUGAUUCACAAAGACUAGGGUAAUGACACUUGGCAUCUAGCUGGCUGAAAUGGAGUGCUAUAAAGCUUGUUAAACUGAAUUACGAUAACCCAAUUCAAACAACUUCUAAAAUCGUCAUGCCGAGAGUACUGAUACAUUUGGCAUGUAGUGAGGCUUGUAUGGAUAUAGUGUCUGCCUUGUUCAAAUGAAUGACCUUGGUCAAAAUAUGUCGCAUGUUUUAAAAAGUUCAAUUGACUUAUUAAGAACCUUUAAGCCUAGAGUCAUAGUAUUCAGUCUCUAACAUAACAUAGCUUGGAUAAAGUCGGACUGAAAAAUAUUAAAAAGUGACAUGAUUGUUAAAGAGCCAUGAUAGCUACAGUGAUGAUAUUUGGCAUAUCCCUUGUCUGCAUAGAAUAACAGGAAGAAAUUUUACAGAAUUAACUUUCCACAUUAUGAUCUAACCAUUGAUGAUUUGAAGUGUAUGUAGGUGCAUGGGCCACUUGUUAGCUCACCGGGUCCGAAGGACCAAGGUGAGCUUAUGCCAUACUGUGGCGUCCGUCAACAAUUUCUUUA